Messenger RNA from Macrosiphum euphorbiae (potato aphid), 5004 nucleotides. NCBI's taxonomy places the organism in Eukaryota, Metazoa, Arthropoda, Insecta, Hemiptera, Aphididae. The record is from the annotation of a GenBank genome assembly.
AUGGACCAUAAUCACCAACCCCACUACCUUCGCCAUCAACCAAAUAGUUCCAAAUCUAUUUUGAAACGGAAAUCUCUUGAAAUAAUGCCCACCGACGAAGACGGUCUGAUGACGCCCGCGAUAAAGGCGGACGUCAACGCAGACCCUCGGCUACAGCAAUGUUCCUUAAAAACGUCCAACCACAAGUCAUUCUGCAGGCAGGGCAUACUAAAAAAACAGUCCGCCAGUUUUGACGACGAGUCUACACAGAAACCCAUUUUGAAAAACCGCUGUCAGUCUUGCGAUGAUGAUACGUUACUCGCCAACAAUUUUAGCGAACUCCAUUCGAUUUUGAAACGGAAAACGAGCGAACCGUCGCCGGAACCACCGUCACAUGGCAUACUAAAGAGACGUGGCGAAAGGGACGUCCGCCCGCCUCGGGAUCGCUGUCAGGCGGCAGUGGUGGAAGAGUCAAACCGAGAUUGUCUCAGGCCAAUUUUGAAGAAGAUUUUGUCGUCGGCGGCAGUGGCAGUAGCGGACGACAAAAGGCCGAUUCUGAAGUCGAAGUCAACGGCUGACGGUCUGACCAAGUGUAGUUCGUCGUCCAAACGACCAUCGGUCGCCCAGCGGAUAUCUGACCUGGAGUCCGGGGUCGUCAGAGAUGAUCCUCCCGGCAGCAUCCGUGACUGCAGACUGCAGCACACGCGUGGCGCCCGGGACCGGGCGAGGUUUCGCACGCAGCCUGUGACUCCCAGCGAAAUCAAUGCCGUUAAAAAAACUACUGCUGUUACUACGCACUCGGAAAACGACACUCAUCAGAUCGUAAGAAACGUUUCGACACCCGGCUGCAGCGGUCGCAGUUGGGCUGAUAACGAGAAUGUUGUCGCUGCGACCUUGAAGCGCACCAACAGCGUUUCGGUGAAAAAUCGUGAAUUCCAAAGUAUUUUCGAUAAGACCACUACAGAUAUCUGCCUCACAUCGUCAGAUGUCAACAGUAAUAUCUGCACAGCCAAAAGUAGACCGUCGAAAUAUAAACAGUGCCAAGAAAAGAAGCUGAAUGCUGCCAAUCGUUACUCGACGCAGCCAGUGACUAACCACGAAUUACAAGAAGCUAAAAAUCUGAACAGUGCUAAAUGCAAAAACGAUGAUGAUAAUGGUAACACUUGUACUAUUGACGUUGACAAAGUAGAGGAAAAAAUAUAUUUAAAAAACGGGAUGGCAGAAUCAACAAAAAAUCCAAUUGAAUGUCUUAAUAAAGAACAAUCAAAAUAUGAGACGAAUGAAAUCGCAGAUAUUAUCGUCCAACCAAAAGAUGAGACAAAGACUGUCUUAAAAAAUAAAGUCCCAUCAAAAAAUCCGAAAAAAUCCACCGAAAUAAAAGUUCAAUCUAAAGAUAAGACGAAAAAAAAUCCAGAAAUUAAAGUUCAACCUGUAAAAAUGGCAAAAGAAUCCGCUGACAGUGAACGUGUUAAAAAUCGUAUUUCCCGAAAUGUCGCUAUAAAUCGAUCAUUCAACAGCAAUUCGAAAUUGGAAUUGCUCAGACAAGAAAAAUUUGGAACCAUGACCAAAGAAAAUGGAGAGUUACCGAAGCCUAAAAAGUUAGUGGAACCAUCUAGUGAUAAUACUGAUGGUACUUCAGUUGUUAAUGGAGGAUCUAUUAAGGAUAGGUUAGUAGCUUUGAAGAAGAGUGGUCAGAUGGAUUGGCAAAAAAGAUUAUUGAAAAUAAAACCAGAGGAUCACGAGGUGUCAAAUAAUUCAAUAAAUGAGGCCCAAGAUAUACUUCGUAAGCAACUUACUAGACAAGUUAAGUCUACUGAAGAACCAGUUGAAUGUGUGGAUAACAUUUUAGUUGAUCGACUUAAUAGGCUUGAAACUUCUUCUAAGGAUUGGAAAAAACGAGUUGAACAAAAGGACACUAAUAAUUUUACAGUAGCUGGGAAAAUGCAAAAUAAAUCUUUACCACCUCUUGCGCCUAUUCUUCUGUCAGUCACUCAGCGUACCUCAUUAGAAAAAUCAUCUUCAAGUGUAAUGAAAAAUAAAACAGGCGAUGAGUCUACCAAACAAAUAAAUAUCCGUCGAAGUCUUUCAAUGUCUGAUAGUAAGACAAAAUCUUACCUCAAUAACAAGUCUGAAAAAAUACCUUUAGAAAAUGGAUUAAAUAACAUAGGAAAAGAAAAAACCGUUAACGUACCAAUUAUGAUCGAUGAUGAUUUCGAUAAAUUUUUCGGCAGUUCCGUUCAGACAUCUAAUGACGGUCAAAUAGAAAAUGUAGAUUUUGAUCAUUUAAAAUCGACACGAUCUAAUUUACUCGUGCAGCGGAAAAAGGUUAAAUUUAAUCAAAGAAAACACGAAGGGUCAAAAAACCCAUUAAAAGCAUUAGCGACAAAUCGUGAUCUGGCCCAGCAAAAAUAUACAGAAAAUAAAUCAAAUUUAUUAUUACAACGUAGUUUGGAAACAUCAACUAUCAACACUCCAUUGGCUCGAGAAGCUCUUGCAGCAUUGGCCAGUAAAGAAGAUUUUGCAUCUGUGAAUCUUCGGAAGUCUGGAGAUUCAACUCCUACUCUAUUACCACCGUACAAAGAUUUGAUGUUGCUACAUAUAAAAGGCCGACGUCGGGUUCAAACUCGUCUUGUUUCUCCGUCUGCUGAUUCUAUCAAUCAAGGCGAUUCCUAUGUGUUAGUCACACCUUCACAAAUUUUCGUUUGGAUCGGAGAAUAUUCAAACGUUAUUGAACGAUCGCAUGCCGCUAAAGUGGCUCAAAGCAUAUUUGACAAGAAAGAUCUGGGCUGCAAAUUUGCUAACCAGUUGUACACAAUCAAUUGUGAUUCUUCGUUGCCCAAUAGUCAACAUGAAAAGAAGUUUUGGACUCUUCUGGGCGUCACGUCCAGUGAAACGUCUUCCAUCAAAGGCCAAGGAGCGGGACACCCAGACGAAGAUGAAUUGUACGAAGCGGCCAUCGUUUCCACAAACGUGGUGUACGAGGUUACUAACGAUGAGCUCGUUGUGUUGCCAGAAAUCUCGGAAAAUAUGGCCAAAAUAGAAAUACUAGAUCCCUCUAAAACGUUGGUUUUCGACUUUGGUAGCGAAAUAUAUGUGUGGUACGGCAAAAACGUGAACGUCGCCAAACGCAGGCCGGCUAUCCACCUGGCUCGUCAACUUUUCGACGACGGUUACGAUUAUUCGCAAUUCGACGUCAGUCCAAUCGAUGUAGCCACGUGUUUGGGUGACAGAAAUAAAGACACCGUCUACGUCAAGUCGGGAGCAAAGAGGCCUGAAUGGACGCUAUUUGCCAAGAUAACGCAACAUAUGGAGACGGUGUUGUUUCGAGAGAAGUUUUCAGAUUGGCCGGAUUAUAGUCGAGUCAUAAGAUCGUCGAAGAAGAGCGACGACAAAGAAACUGGAGAAAAUGACACCACAUGCAUCGAUUGGUCGACCGAAAUAAGCGCGUUUGACGCUGACGAGAUGCUGAAAAUGUCGGUCAAUGAGCCCGAUUUGGUCUUGGAAGGUAGUCAUCUCGGUCGUGGGUCCUCGUACUACGAUAAAGAGACUUUACGAGAGUUCGUCAUAAACACCAUGGAGGUUACCGUAUGGCAUGUCCGAGAAUUCGACAGCACCGAAUUGGGACCCAAAUCUGCUGGUCAAUUUCAUAGCGGUGACUCAUACAUUAUUCGGUGGACAUACAACGUUUCUAUUCAAGGUAGAGAACUCAGCGGGUUGCCGUCCCGUCGAAUGGUCACUUCUGGCAGAAAUCGCUGUGCGUACUGGUAUUGGCAUGGUCGUGACGCUACCCAAAACGAUCAGGGUGCAGCCGCUCUAUUGACCGUACAACUAGACACAGAACAGGGACCGCAGUUGAGGAUUGACCAAGGUCACGAACCGCCGGCGUUUUGGAAUCUGUUCAAGGGGACUGCGAUCGUGUAUCGUGGCAAGAGAAAUGGAACGCCAAGCACUUGGCGUCUAUUCAUGGUCCACGGGUCGAAUGAGAGCGAAGCCCAUUUAACCGAGGUACUGUGUUCUACAACGCAAUUACGUAGCCAAACGUCGUUUGUUCUUCUCAACUCUGAAAACGGCACAGUUUUCAUUUGGCACGGAAACGGAUCUUCAGAUGCAAUCAAAGAGCUAUCGUUAAAAGUGGCCGGUAGUCUGUCAAAAUUGGACGGAGCGGAAUUAGGACUAGCCGAUGGCGUCGUGCUACAGGAACCGAAGAUUGUUAGUGCAACAAUCGAGUCAUUAGAUUUCUUCAGAGCUCUGGGAUGCAAGAACUCCCGAAGACUCUGCAACCAGCAAUUGUCUCGGCCGGUCGGACAUGGUGCAAGCGAUAUGAAACUGUUUCAUUUCUCGUCAGUUCUCGGGCAGUUCAAAGCAUCGCUGGUGGCUAGUGCAUACGUGCCGUCGCCGUAUCCGUACUUGCAAGAUCACCUGUAUAACGUCAGCCAACCAGCGACGUUCAUGCUGGACACGGGCGAGGAGCUGUGGCUGUGGCAAGGAUGGUGGCCCGAGACGGCGGUGUUGACGGCGGAGGAGGGCGAUGACGCUGACGCGGAGCCCGCUACCUUUACGGCAACAGCGUUAAACCAUCGAGGAUCAUCGUCGACCAGACUUCAAGCCGAAAGGAGGGCGGCCAUGCAGACAGCGUUAGAUUACUGGAAACGACAAUACGGCGACGACGAUGACAACGAUCCGAAAGUGUUUCUGGUAUGGGCCGGACUCGAGCCGCUCCGGUUUACGGACUGUUUCCCGGAAUGGCGCGACCGCGACGACAUCGCUGAAAUCAAUAUGAAGCAUAACCACAAGCCUGGUGAGACGCAGCUUGUCGAAAUAGAGUUGGCGCGGAUCACUCAAGAAUCCUAUCCUGCUGCCCAGCUACUCCAGAGGCCUCUACCAGACGGCGUCGAUCCCACCAGACUGGAGCUCUACUUGUCACCGGCCUCGUUCAAAGGCUUAUUAGACAUGAACAAAAAUGAAUUCCUACAACUGCCGAAAUGGAAGCGUACAAAAAUCAAACAGUCUGUUGGUCUGUUUUAA